CCAGAAUAUGGCACGAUGGAGCAAGGUGCAGAAGCACUGAGGAGUUCAUCUGAGUUUCUAGCAGAGGCUAUAACAUGCAGUUCAGAAAGGAGGGAGGAUGACCAGUUGCCUACUCUUCUUGCAAGUGGCACUUAUGCAGAUGUGCCAAUAUCUUGCAUUGAGGCAUCACUGCUACCAUCGAAAGAAGAAACUUUGCCACGUGCUGAUAGACAGACCGGGAUUAUGAAAAUUUCUCAAGAGCUAGAAGCUGCAAAAGUACAGAAGGGAGCAAAUGCUUCUCUUUGUUCAGAGCUGCAAAUGGAAAAAGAAAGGAAUAUUGGCAGCCAAGGCAUACAGGCAGCCAGAGAAUUGGUUCCAGCAGGCCAAGAAAAACCCUCAGACAAGCCUCUUCCAUCUGAAGUAAGAGCUGAGGAGAAAUUGUAUUUGAUCAUAGAAAAAGAUCUGGCUACAAUAGUAACUGGAGAAAUGCAGUUAGAGUCCUUGCAAGCCAUCAAUAAUAAAACUGAGGAGGUCCCCAAAGUGAAGGAGACAAGCUGUCACAGACCAUCUGUACCAGCCCUGGAGGCAGACAGCAAAGUUGGGGGCGUUAUCAGUAUUCUGGGGGAGGGAUGGUCAGAUUUUGAGAAGGAAUUUUCAGCGUACAAUCCAGGCGAGAUGCAAACGGGUCCUGGGAGGAGGAUAUCGAAAGAGGCAGCUGUGAGCAAACAUGUAGAAUUUCAAGGGGUGGAGAUUUUAUGGAUACAGAAAGCAGAGGAGCAGAAGGGAGUGAAGCAUUCAGCGCUAGAGGCCAAUGCACACUUACAAAGGGCCGUGUCUGUAGAAAAGAAGUUCUCCAAAGCAUCAAGCCACCCCAUUCCAGCCUCGGUCUCCUCAGAGUUAGUCACUUUGUCUGAGAGUGUUUGGAACGAAGCCCAGGCAGAUUUCAAACCAGGAGUUGGCUCAGAGUCCUUUUCUCUAGCUUUGCUAGCUGAAGGUGGGGAGGAUGAAGUCUUUGUGAAGGAUAAACUUGCAGAAGAAAAGAACCAUGUGCUAAACACAGACAGUGAAAGGAUCAUGGAGGAGGAAGAAGCAGCCACGGGAGGAUGUGAAGCUGUCCUUGGACAAAGGCAUGUAGAAGUCUCCAUUGAUGUGUAUAGCUCACAGUUUGAAAACAUUCUAGACAAUGCUUCUUUAUAUUAUAGUGCGGAAUCCCUGGAGACUUUAUACUCGGAACCCGAUAGCUACUUUAGUUUUGAAAUGCCACUCACUCCGAUGAUCCAGCAACGUAUCAAGGAAGGCAGUCAGUUCUUAGAAAGAACUUCUGCUUCAGGACAGCAAGAUGUCUGUAAUCUUCCCACAAAUGGUGAGAUCAAGAGUCAAUGCGGAGAGAUCUCCAGUGGACUAAGGGACGUAAGUGACACCCUCUUCAGAAGAGACGUCACAGAGGUUACUCAUUUGGACAGCAAUGCUGGACUGAAAAACUCGCUGUUCGACUCCACAGCUGCCAUGGGUAGCAAUCAGCUCCUGGAGAAAGAUGGCACUGAAAACCGUAGUAAAGAUCUCAGCAAUGGCACCGACAGCAAUUUGGAAGCCGCCAGGAGGCUGGCUAAGCGCCUCUACCAACUGGACCGAUUCAAGCGCUCUGAUGUGGCAAAGCACCUGGGUAAAAACAAUGAGUUCAGCAAACUUGUGGCUGAGGAAUACCUGAAGUUUUUUGAUUUCACGGGUAUGACGCUGGAUCACUCCCUCAGGAGUUUCUUUAAAGCCUUUUCACUUAUUGGAGAAACUCAGGAAAGAGAGAGAGUAUUAAUCCACUUCUCCAACAGAUACUAUCAGUGUAACCCGAACACUGUUUCUACUCAAGAUGGAGUCCAUUGUCUCACCUGUGCAGUGAUGCUGCUGAACACUGACCUACAUGGCCAUAACAUUGGGAAAAAGAUGACCUGCCAAGAAUUCAUUGCCAACCUUCAAGGGAUGAACGAAGGCAAAGAUUUCCCUAGGGGGCUGCUGAAGGCUCUCUACAAUUCAAUCAAGAAUGAGAAGCUUGACUGGGCAGUAGAUGAAGAGGAGAAAAAAAAAUCUCACUCUGAUGGUACUGAUGAGAAGGAUAAUGGACCCCAUUCAAAGACCGUUACUCGGAUCGGCCAUUCCAAUAACCCCUUCCUGGACAUUCCUCAUGACCCCAAUGCUGCUGUGUAUAAAACUGGAUUUCUGGCUCGGAAAAUCCAUGCAGAUAUGGAUGGAAAGAGGACUCCCAGAGGGAAGCGUGGCUGGAAAACCUUCUACGCUGUGCUGAAGGGAACAGUGCUUUACUUGCAAAAGGAUGAAUAUAAACCAGAAAAGGCUUUGUCUGAGGAGGAUCUGAAAAAUGCAGUUAGCGUGCACCAUGCAUUGGCAUCAAAGGCAACAGACUAUGAGAAGAGGCCCAACGUCCUAAAGCUCAAAACAGCUGACUGGAGGGUCCUGCUUUUCCAAGCCCAGAGCCCAGAAGAAAUGCAGGCAUGGAUCAACAAAAUCAAUUGUGUGGCAGCUGUAUUUUCUGCUCCACCGUUUCCAGCUGCUAUUGGCUCUCAGAAGAAGUUCAGUCGUCCGCUUCUGCCGGCCACCACAACAAAGUUAUCUCAGGAUGAACAGCUGAAGUCACAUGAAGCUAAGCUGAAGCAAAUCUCUACCGAGCUAGCCGAGCAUCGUUCCUACCCACCAGACAAGAAACUUAAAGGCAAAGAAGUAGAUGACUACAAACUGAAAGACCACUAUCUGGAGUUUGAGAAAAUCCGCUAUGAGAUUUAUGUUGCCCUACUGAAAGAAGGGGGGAAGGAGCUGCUGAGUAGUGGAGAAAAUGAUGGGCCAGGACUGAAGAAAUCCCAUUCGAGUCCCUCAUUAAAUCAGGAGUCUCCAGUUACUGUCAAGGUGAAGCGAAACAUCUCCGAGAGGAAGGACUACAGACCAGAAACACCCAGCAUCAAGCAGAAGGUCACUUAG
Molecule: messenger RNA, 2961 nt
Organism: Emys orbicularis (European pond turtle)
Lineage: Eukaryota; Metazoa; Chordata; Testudines; Emydidae
Gene: PSD3
Product: pleckstrin and Sec7 domain containing 3
Exons: 14
Coding region: 16-2961 (981 amino acids)
Biological process (GO): regulation of ARF protein signal transduction
Cellular component (GO): ruffle membrane
Molecular function (GO): guanyl-nucleotide exchange factor activity; protein binding; phospholipid binding
Source: RefSeq, a predicted model, not a curated record